GGGGCGGCGUGUGGGGCCGGGCUCCCCGCUCUAGCUCCGCCCCGGCCGCGCUGGGACCUUUAAACAGGCGCCGGGGCCGCCCUAGCGGCUGCUGCGAGCGAGUCUGGCCGCGUCCCUUGAGCGAGUCAAGAUGCCGAACUGGGGAGGAGGUAACAAAUGUGGUGCCUGUGGACGAAUAGUCUACCAUGCUGAGGAGGUUCAAUGUGAUGGGAGGAGCUUCCACAGAUGCUGCUUUCUCUGCAUGGUUUGUCGGAAAAACUUAGACAGCACAACUGUAGCAAUUCAUGACGAUGAGGUUUACUGCAAGUCCUGCUAUGGAAAAAAAUAUGGUCCUAAAGGCUAUGGCUAUGGCCAAGGAGCAGGCACGCUCAACAUGGACAGAGGCGAGAGACUGGGCAUUAAGCAUGACAACACACCAUCUCCUCACCGACCUACAACAAGUCCAAAUACUUCAAAAUUUGCUCAGAAAUUUGGAGGUGCAGAGAAAUGCUCCAGAUGUGGGGAUUCUGUUUAUGCUGCUGAGAAAGUAAUAGGAGCUGGAAAGCCAUGGCACAAAAACUGUUUUCGGUGUGCCAAGUGUGGGAAGAGUCUAGAAUCUACAACCCUGACAGAGAAAGAAGGUGAAAUUUACUGUAAAGGCUGCUAUGCAAAGAACUUUGGCCCCAAAGGCUUUGGAUAUGGCCAGGGAGCAGGUGCUCUUGUCCAUGCUCAGUGAAGGAGUUAAACAGAAGAUUAGCAUGAUUCACUGAGAUUCUUCCUCUGCAACAAGGCGCAGCUUAAGUGUUACUAAUUACUGUGAAACUGACACUAGUGUGUUAUAAUAUUGCUUAGAUCAAGCUUUUACCAAAUACUAAAGCAUUACAUGUUUCUCUUGUACACCACGUUUCCACUAUAUUAGCACUGUUGUCUAUCUCAAUAAAGCUUUGCAUAUUGUCUUUUU
Molecule: messenger RNA, 940 nt
Organism: Pelodiscus sinensis (Chinese soft-shelled turtle)
Lineage: Eukaryota; Metazoa; Chordata; Testudines; Trionychidae
Gene: CSRP2
Product: cysteine and glycine rich protein 2
Biological process (GO): muscle tissue development; sarcomere organization
Cellular component (GO): cytoplasm; Z disc; nucleus
Molecular function (GO): actinin binding; structural constituent of muscle
Source: RefSeq, a predicted model, not a curated record